Messenger RNA from Effrenium voratum, 1105 nucleotides. The record is from the annotation of a GenBank genome assembly. NCBI's taxonomy places the organism in Eukaryota, Dinophyceae, Suessiales, Symbiodiniaceae.
AUGGAGUACGGGCCUGUGCGCAGCAAGAUGUCAGACCGCGCACGUGCAAUGUGUGCAGCAGCCAACGCAGCGGUUGCAGAGCAUGACCGCGUGGACAAGCUCUUCAAAAGGUCCUGUCAUGAUGUGGAUGCUCACCUGUUUGCAGAUGUGGAGGGCUUUCCACUGAACGCUGUGGGUGAUCUGGUGUGGUUUGACCUGGAUGAGAGGAGUAAGAUCGAGCGGUUAAUUGUCAGGCUUCUGCGUUACGACAAGGCGCACAGUGGCGGCAGAGCCCCUGAUGUGUGGCAUUGCUUACUGUCGAGCGUGUACCCCUUUAUGACCUCCUGGGGCAUUGACAAGAUGCUCCUGGCCUUAGUCCUCAGGACGCUCCACAAUCGGGCAAAGGGGCGAUGUUGGGUGCAAUAUAUUGAAUACGCGUGCGGGCGAGGCAACCUGAGCAAAGCAGCACUUCGGCGGGGGCUGCGAGGGGUCAGCUUCGACAAAAUCUACAGCAGCUCACAUGACGUCCUUACCAUCGCUGGUCUGCGCCUUUGGCUACUGGCGUUAGCAGCAUCCCUGCCAAAGUGCCUUGUGUGGCAUGGCACCCAAUGCUCCAGCUUUGUGACGCUAUCGCUUUCACAGUCCUUACGUUACAAAGAGAACGACUGGUUGGGUGAUCAAGACAAACUCUUUGUGAAAGUUGGCAACAUGCUUGCUGACAUCACAGGGUUGACCAUGUGCCUGGCCUUCCUGAUGGACGGGGUGGAGGUUUUGGAACAGCCCCUCAAUUCCCGCAUGCCACUCACACCCUGUCUUCGGGCUGCCUUGGUCUUCACCUGUGCGCAGAAGAUAACGACUUAUCACAGCUGCUUCGGGGGCGAAACAUUAAAGCCGUUGCAACUGUGGUCAAGCUGCUCCAUGAUGACAGCCCUAGCGCGGGACAGGCCUAUUGUGAUGCGCAGUGACGCUGUCCUGGCUCGCCGGGAUAAGAACGGAGGUUUCACGGGUGUGAAGCACCUUCUGCUUGAGUCGCAGGCAUACACUUUGCAAUUCGGGGAUGCAGUUAUUUCAGCGCUGCUGUCCAGCAGUAGCUGAGUUGGCUGCCAGACUGUCAGAAGCAGGGGUG